ACCAGUAUGGAGCACCCCUCGGCCGACAGCGACCCGCUGGUGGUCCCUGGAGCCACUCUGCGCCGUCUGAUGGGUCUGUGGCAGCCACAAGGCCGGGUAGCACGCCGCCUCAACGGACUGCUCGCCGGCUUCAUUAUUGCCACCCUCGCGUUUCUGCCCGCCUGUGUGGCUCUCAAGCUGUACGUGGACCCUCCGGAAGAGCUUGAGCGGAUCACGCUCUGCAGCCUCGCCACUUCUAUCUGCAUCGGAUUUCUCUUCAAGGCGGCGCUGUUCGUGGCCCAGGGAGCAACGCUGCGGCAGACGGUGCGACAGAUGGAGGACAUCAGGAGGCGGUUCGGCAGUGGAGAGGAGAAUCAGCGGACGCGGCGCCGGUACCAGAGGCUGUCAAACAGCGUCUACCUGCACUACCAGAUGGUGGCGGUGCCGGCGGUGAUCGGCUGGGUCCUCUGCCCGCUGCUGUCCCGCAGCGUAAUGAGGGCCGACCAGGACCACCAGGAGGUUCCUCGGCAGCUCCCGGUUCCCGUAUGGCUCCCAGUCGACGCCUAUGCGUCGCCAACGUACGAGCUCCUGUAUGUUACCCAUUCCUUCUGUGCUCUGGUCGCAGCCGAGUCCAGCGUCUGCACGGACAUCUUCUUCAUUCAUAUGAUGCUAAUGGUUGCAGCCGAGUUGGAGGUUCUGAACGAUAACAUUUCUGCCAUGCGACACUUUAAUAUGCGUUUAACGAGCACCAGGAGACAGGAAUAUGUUUCUAGAAAUCAAAGUGAUGGCGGACGAUCGGCGAUAUGUAACAUUGACCAGCCCCUUGGUCAGCAGACAAUGACAGAGAAUGUUGAACACGAGUGGAUUCAUCAACAACUAGUGAAGAACGUGCUUCACCACCAGGCCAUUUUAAGAUCUGUCUCACUCUUGCAGUCAGGAAUGAAUGUGUCAAUCUUCAGUCUUUUAUUCUUCAACAUGGCAAAUCUAUGUUCCAGCUUAUUUGUCGCCGCUGUGCUGGUGCAGAGAGAUGGAAAUAUAGGAAAGGCGCUGAAUGCACUUUUCUCGAUACCUGCUCUCCUGUAUGAAACUAGGAUGUAUUGCAUUUAUGGGCACAUCAUGACCGACCAGAGCGAGAAGCUGACGAACUCUGCCUUCAGCUGCGGCUGGGUCAACACUGACGCUCGUUUCACACGCAGCCUCGUCAUCUUCAUGACGACGUCUGUGCGUCCGAUCGUGAUCACGGUGGGCAAGACGUGCAAGCUGUCGAAACAGAUGUUGCUCCAGGUUUUAAAUGGAGCGUACGGCUUACUGAAUAUGCUCUACUAUCUACAAAGAAGCAAAUGAAACAGCAUCUAA
This is a messenger RNA of Schistocerca gregaria, 1335 nucleotides long. RefSeq lists its product as uncharacterized. Gene Ontology annotation, cellular component: plasma membrane. Lineage: Eukaryota; Metazoa; Arthropoda; Insecta; Orthoptera; Acrididae. The transcript has 7 exons. The record is from RefSeq and is a predicted model, not a curated record. Gene Ontology annotation, molecular function: odorant binding; olfactory receptor activity. Bases 7 to 1323 code for a protein of 438 amino acids. Gene Ontology annotation, biological process: detection of chemical stimulus involved in sensory perception of smell; sensory perception of smell.